AUGGAGGAGCGGUCACCACCACCUGCCGGCGACAUAAACGGCAAGGCCAGAAAUCCCCUUUCAUCAACCACAUCGCUGCGCCUCUCUCUCACGCCGUCUCGUUCGCCGGAUCAGACCUACGUUGUCCAAAUCCCUCGUGAUCAAGUUUAUCGUGUCCCUCCUCCUGAAAAUGCCCGAAUUGUUGAAAAUCAUCGUAAGCCAGAUUCUCAAAAGAAAAACAAAUGCACAUGUUGUUGUUUGAUCCUAGCCGUGUUACUUGGUCUUGCUAUCAUGAUAGGAAUCGUUGUGUUGAUCAUUCGCGCUUUGUACACCCCCAAAUGUCCUGAAUUUUCCAUCACUAAUAUCCAUUUCAAGAACGUUACGCACCCUUCAAAUGGUCAUGGCCAAAAGAAUAAUAUUCAUCCGCAGCCAUACCCUCAAUUUGAGAUGGAGUUGAAAAUUGUUAACGUGAAUGAGAGAAUGGAUGUCGCCUUUGGUAAAGGAAAUAACGGGAAGGCUGCCCUUAUUUUCAAGAAACAUGAAAUUGGACAAGGGAAAUAUCCCUCGAUUUCCCAAAAACCUAAGGAUUCAACGAAUGUACAUUUCAACCUUGACGUUGGGAAAUUAGCUGGUGAUACUGAGAAAGGUCUUGAGGUUGAUAAGAAGCCAAUAAUGAUGACCUUGAGCGUCCAUGCACCAUUAGAGAUCACGAGCUGGGCAAAAGAUUUGAAAAAGAAUUUGAUUGUUACGUGUGAUUUCGACGUGGAAUCAUUGAUGACAAAUAAAUCCAAGAUUAAAUCCGAAAUAUGUCAGACUGAUUUCUAA
This is a messenger RNA of Nicotiana tabacum (common tobacco), 804 nucleotides long. RefSeq names its product NDR1/HIN1-like protein 13. Gene Ontology annotation, biological process: defense response to other organism. The record is from RefSeq and is a predicted model, not a curated record. Lineage: Eukaryota; Viridiplantae; Streptophyta; Magnoliopsida; Solanales; Solanaceae. Gene Ontology annotation, cellular component: plasma membrane.